Uncinocarpus reesii 1704 is the source of this 339-nucleotide messenger RNA. RefSeq lists its product as uncharacterized. NCBI's taxonomy places the organism in Eukaryota, Fungi, Ascomycota, Eurotiomycetes, Onygenales, Onygenaceae. The record is from RefSeq and is a predicted model, not a curated record. Bases 1 to 339 code for a protein of 112 amino acids. The transcript is spliced from 2 exons.
AUGUUGGAGAAAAAUGGAGGCUCCCGCUGUCGAUCUGCGGUAGGGUUUCUGGACAAAGAAUGUUCGUUCAAGGGCGAUCUGGCUAGAGAGCGAUUAUCAAGGGAAAAAAAAGGCCUACGGUGGCCUAUUGGCAAAAUCGCACUCCCAUCAGUACGGGCCAGGGUGGCACAGAAUGCGUGCAAUCUGCAACAAAUUUGGGCCGAGUACAAUGUUAAGAACCCGGCCAAUCUUUCCAUGGCAAAAAUAACAUCUGAGCGAAGGGCGUCAAGAAUGCGCGACGAAGUCGGUGACGGCGUGGCUGUGCGAUUGAGGUUCGAGGAUUCUGUAGGCGAGCAAUAA